GGCGGAGCGAUCCGUAGGCAGGGCCUGAUGCCGCAGUUCUCCUUGGCCGGAGCCUCAACGGAUGGGCGGGGAGGGGGCGGGGCCGGGGAACCCGGAAGGUCCGGCGCCCGAGCCGCGUUAUCUCUCUGGGCCCCGGGUGUUGCUGUCUCCCGCUGGUCUCCUGCCCAGGAGACUGCAGCCAGGAUGGGCCGGAAGGUGACCGUGGCCACCUGCGCACUCAACCAGUGGGCCCUGGACUUCGAGGGCAAUUUGCAAAGGAUUUUAAAGAGUAUUGAAAUUGCCAAAAACAGAGGAGCAAGAUACAGGCUUGGACCAGAGCUGGAAAUAUGCGGCUACGGAUGUUGGGAUCAUUAUUACGAGUCGGACACCCUCUUGCACUCGUUUCAAGUCCUAGCGGCCCUUCUGGAGUCUCCCGUCACUCAGGACAUCAUCUGCGACGUGGGGAUGCCUGUAAUGCACCGAAAUGUCCGCUACAACUGCAGAGUGAUAUUCCUCAACAGGAAGAUCCUGCUCAUCAGACCCAAGAUGGCCUUGGCCAACGAAGGCAACUACCGCGAGCUACGCUGGUUCACCCCGUGGUCAAGGAGUCGGCACACGGAGGAGUACCUUCUGCCUCGGAUGAUACAGGACCUGACAAAGCAGGAGACUGCGCCCUUCGGAGAUGCAGUGCUGGCGACGUGGGACACCUGCAUUGGAAGUGAGAUCUGUGAGGAGCUCUGGACACCCCACAGCCCGCACAUCGACAUGGGCCUGGAUGGAGUGGAGAUCAUCACCAAUGCCUCCGGCAGUCACCACGUGCUGCGCAAAGCCAACACCAGGGUGGAUCUCGUGACUAUGGCCACCAGCAAGAACGGUGGGAUUUACUUGCUGGCCAACCAGAAGGGCUGUGACGGGGACCGCCUCUACUACGACGGCUGCGCCAUGAUCGCCAUGAAUGGGAGCGUCUUUGCUCAAGGAUCCCAGUUUUCUCUGGAUGACGUGGAAGUCCUGACGGCCACGCUGGAUCUGGAGGACGUCCGGAGCUACAGGGCGGAGAUUUCAUCUCGAAACCUGGCGGCCAGCAGGGCGAGCCCCUACCCCCGAGUGAAGGUGGACUUUGCCCUCUCGUGCCAUGAGGACCUCCUGGCACCCGUCUCCGAGCCCAUGGAGUGGAAAUACCACAGCCCUGAGGAGGAGAUAAGCCUUGGACCUGCCUGCUGGCUCUGGGAUUUUUUAAGACGAAGCCAACAGGCGGGGUUUUUGCUGCCCCUGAGUGGCGGGGUGGACAGUGCAGCCACCGCCUGCCUCGUCUACUCCAUGUGCUGCCAGGUCUGCAAGUCUGUGAGGAGCGGAAAUCAGGAAGUGCUGGCUGAUGUCCGCACCAUCGUGAACCAGAUCAGCUACACCCCUCAGGAUCCCCGAGACCUCUGUGGACGCAUACUGACCACCUGCUACAUGGCCAGCAAGAACUCCUCCCAGGAGACGUGCACCCGGGCCAGAGAGUUGGCCCAGCAGAUUGGAAGCCACCACAUCAGUCUCAACAUUGAUCCAGCCGUGAAGGCCGUCAUGGGCAUCUUCAGCCUGGUGACAGGGAAGAGCCCUCUGUUCGCAGCUCAUGGAGGAAGCAGCAGGGAAAACCUGGCGCUGCAAAAUGUGCAGGCUCGAAUACGGAUGGUCCUUGCCUAUCUGUUUGCUCAGCUGAGCCUCUGGUCUCGGGGCGUCCGUGGUGGGCUCCUCGUGCUGGGAUCCGCCAACGUGGAUGAGAGAUGCUGUAAAGACAAGACCAACAGAGGGAGUGGACUUGCUGGUGCGGGACAGUGGGGAUGUUGCUGGCGAGGAGAUGAGAGCAGUCUCCUGGGCUACCUGACCAAGUAUGACUGCUCCAGUGCAGACAUCAACCCCAUAGGCGGAAUCAGCAAGACGGACCUGAGAGCCUUCGUCCAGUUCUGCAUCGAGCGCUUCCAGCUUCCUGCCCUGCAGAGCAUCCUGUUGGCGCCGGCCACCGCGGAGCUGGAGCCCUUGGCUGAUGGACAGGUGUCCCAGACCGACGAGGAAGAUAUGGGGAUGACAUACGCGGAGCUCUCGGUCUUUGGGAAACUCAGGAAGGUGGCCAAGAUGGGGCCCUACAGCAUGUUCUGCAAACUCCUCGGCAUGUGGAGACACAUCUGCACCCCAAGACAGGUCGCUGACAAAGUGAAGCGGUUUUUCUCCAGGUACUCCAUGAACAGACACAAGAUGACCACGCUCACGCCCGCGUACCACGCCGAGAACUACAGCCCUGAGGACAACAGGUUUGAUCUGCGACCGUUCCUGUACAACACGGGCUGGCCUUGGCAGUUUCAGUGCAUAGAAAAUCAGGUGCUACAGCUUGAGAGGGCAGCGCCACAGUCCCUGGACGGCGUGGACUGAGGCCAGGUCCUUCCUGGAGGCCUGCUGUCCUCGGGGACCCCAGCACCUCGUCACCAGCAUUGCUGGAGCCAAGGGUAGGAGCCCAGAACUGCACGGCACAUCAGCCGAGAAGGAGGGAACUUUUCGGUCAAAUUCCUCAAAAAGAGGCUGGAAUAAAGCCUGGGCUUAAAAAGAG
Piliocolobus tephrosceles (Ugandan red Colobus) is the source of this 2563-nucleotide messenger RNA. RefSeq names its product NAD synthetase 1 (gene NADSYN1). Gene Ontology annotation, cellular component: cytoplasm. Lineage: Eukaryota; Metazoa; Chordata; Mammalia; Primates; Cercopithecidae. Gene Ontology annotation, biological process: NAD+ biosynthetic process. Gene Ontology annotation, molecular function: glutaminase activity; ATP binding; NAD+ synthase (glutamine-hydrolyzing) activity. The transcript has 22 exons. The record is from RefSeq and is a predicted model, not a curated record. The coding region runs from base 28 to 2388 and encodes 786 amino acids.